UUUUUCUUGUUAAAAGAGGGGGAGUAGUAUAAAGAAAUUUUCAUUGUGUAGAAAAGAAAGAGCAAAAAUUAUCUUGUAAUUUUUUGUGUACCAAUUUUACAAAAUUUAAGAUAACUUCCAUUUACCUAAAGCAAUAUUGCAAGAAACUCAAGCGUAAGCAAUUAAAAACAUAGGCGAUCAGAAAUUGUUUGUAAAUAAAGGAACAAAGUUGAUAGCAGCAUCGGAAAACCCCACGAAGCAGGAAGUCAUGGCAAAUAAUUAUUUGCAGCCAGUGCAUAAUCAUUUUGAUCUAAAUUCCACUGACCUAGAAGAUGUCGAUGAUGAUAUUUUUUUGAAUAACUCGCGAACAAAUAGCAGUUUAUCUGGACGUGGCAGUGGAGUUGGUGGCGCCAUGGGUGGGCAUAGCACCAACCCAUUUGAUGAGCCACAACAGAUUUAUGCCGAGAGGCGCAGGGAGAUUGAAGCACGCUCGCUGGAGUCUACGCAACGUAGUUUAGGCUUGCUAUAUGAAACGGAAGACGUUGGUAAAGCGACCGCAGUUGAAUUGGCCAAACAACGCGAACAGUUAGAGAAUACAUCACGACAGUUGGACGAAAUCAAUUCAACAUUACGUUUCAGUCAACGUCAUUUAAAUGGGUUAAAAAGCGUUUUUGGUGGACUAAAAAAUUAUUUAUCUGGUAAUCGAGACGUGCCACCGUCACGUUCACCUAGCGAGCAGGGUUGUGAUGUUCAGUCGACGCAACAACAACAUUCACAAGAAAAUGCCGCCAAUAAUAGCAUAUCACCAAGGGUUAUGUCCCCUACCGAACGUUACGACAAUCAUCCAAUCAGUCGCAUUCGCGAUGAUUCCACUGCAUAUAAACAACGAGAACAGGUACAAGCACAGCGGCGCAAUAAUCCAUUCGAAACGCAAUUGGAAGCAAAUUUAGAGGAAAUGUGCGAUAAUUUGUCGCGCUUGAAAUGCCUGGCUACUGAUUUGGGUGGUGAAAUCGAAUCGCAAAACGAAUUGCUGGACAACAUGAAUUAUAAGGUCGAAGAUGUUGAUCUGAAAAUGAAUAAGCAAAAUAAGGAAAUGUACAAAUUGCUGGGUAAAAAGUGAGCGACGGCAAGGAGCGUUAAUAUGAAAGAACAGCUAAUUAUGCUAAGCGAAUAUAGUAAAUUUUUUGUUAAUAAAAUUUAUAUUUAUGUAAUAGACGCAUACAUUAUAUAUUUAACACACGCAUAUGCUAGUUUUUUAAGUAUAUUUUGCUGCAAAUGAGUAAAAUUAUAGUUUAAUCGAUACAUACAUACACAUAGAUACCUAAAAUUUUAUACUGAGUUCCUGUUAAACUUUUUUCUUUUAAGCAUUCCCCGUUGUAUAAUGGAUUUUAUAGUUUCUUUAAAAAUUUAUAGAUUGAGCAAAAUGUUUUAAUAAAAUGAAUUACAAAAUUUGAAAAUUUCGGCAUUCGAAUUAAACGGAAUAUAAAACAAAAAAUCUUAUUCAACAUAUCUUUAGCUGCGUAUGCAACAUAUUAUGUUUAUGGAAUUAAAUGGCUUUGAUUUGAAAGUAACUGCAGCGUUAGCGCUUUAUUAAAAUAUAAAUUGCAUAAAAUAUGCGUAUAUAUCACAUAAUCAACACGAAAUAAAUGGUAAACGUUUUUAUAAUAAUGAAGUAAUAAGAUAGUAAUAAUAAAUAAGAGGAAACAAAUAAAAUUGAUAAGCUUUUCUUAUGCCUAACGAGAGGUAGAGAUAAGUACAAAAGAA
Molecule: messenger RNA, 1743 nt
Organism: Anastrepha ludens (Mexican fruit fly)
Lineage: Eukaryota; Metazoa; Arthropoda; Insecta; Diptera; Tephritidae
Gene: Snap29
Product: synaptosomal-associated protein 29
Exons: 2
Coding region: 248-1099 (283 amino acids)
Biological process (GO): synaptic vesicle fusion to presynaptic active zone membrane; exocytosis; synaptic vesicle priming
Cellular component (GO): SNARE complex; plasma membrane
Molecular function (GO): syntaxin binding; SNAP receptor activity
Source: RefSeq, a predicted model, not a curated record